AAUAAACUGAAGUCAGUCUCAGUGCCACAUAGUCGCUAGCUGUUCUACGACUGGAUCUGGUGAUGGCUAAUGAUCCAUUAACAGAAGCUGGCCUUCAUUUUGAUGAACUAAAUAAGUUAAGAAUACUUGAUCCAGAUGUUGGCCAGAAGACCACAGAGCUCAAGGAGGAAUGCAAAGACUUUGUUGACAAAAUCGGUGAGUUCCAGAAGAUAGUGGGUGGGCUAAUUGAUAUGGUAGAUGAACUGGCCAAGGAGGCAGAAAAAGAAAAAAUGAAGGCCAUAGGUGCGAGAAAUCUGCUAAAAUCGGUUGCAAAACAGCGAGAGGCCCAGCAGCAACAACUUCAGGCUCUGAUUGCAGAGAAGAGGAUGCAGCUGGAAAGGUAUCGCAUUGAAUAUGAAGCUCUAUCCAAAGUGGAAGCAGAACAGAAUGAAUUUAUUGAUCAGUUUAUACUGCACAAAUGACCGGCGUUUUAUCAACAUUCUGUCGAGUGAAAUGAAAUUAUGAUGCUGUGCAUCUCGUGACCUCCUAAUAAGAACUGGGAUUCUGACUGGUCAUUUGGUUAACUGUUUUGAAAUUAACAUGAGUUCUUUUCAGUCUUUAUGAACUGCUGUUUGUUUGAGCAGAGUGCUUUAUCAUGACCAGUUCCUGGCAUUAAAAUGUAACAUAUCUGUUUUACAAUGUCAUUAAAUGAAUAUUUAUAUGACAAUGAAGAUAUUUAUAAUAUUUAUAUACAAUGAUUCUGUAAAUUUGACUUAAUACCUCUUUUGCUACCAGGUAAGAAAUACAGUAUCUGCAUGCUACUGUAAAUAAUGAAACAAUACAAAGAAAAGUGUUUUGCUUUUUAUAUUUUUUGUUAUCAAUCUUUUCAUUUCAGAACACUAUGUAUGUCCUAUGGGACCACAAAUAAAAGUAGAUUAAAGUUCAA
This is a messenger RNA of Trichomycterus rosablanca, 925 nucleotides long. RefSeq names its product intraflagellar transport 20 homolog (Chlamydomonas) (gene ift20). NCBI's taxonomy places the organism in Eukaryota, Metazoa, Chordata, Actinopteri, Siluriformes, Trichomycteridae. The coding region runs from base 63 to 461 and encodes 132 amino acids. The transcript has 5 exons. Gene Ontology annotation, biological process: centrosome localization; protein localization to cilium; intraciliary transport. Gene Ontology annotation, cellular component: centrosome; cilium; intraciliary transport particle B. The record is from RefSeq and is a predicted model, not a curated record.